Molecule: messenger RNA, 17022 nt
Organism: Podarcis lilfordi (Lilford's wall lizard)
Lineage: Eukaryota; Metazoa; Chordata; Lepidosauria; Squamata; Lacertidae
Source: the annotation of a GenBank genome assembly
GGGGAGAGGAGAGGAAGUUCUGUUCCACAAGAGGAUGUGUGUUGCACAAGUGGAAUGACAGCAUCGACUAGAAAACUGCCUUUAAAAGGAAGGAUUAAAACUACGACAGAAAAUGUUGUUUCUAAGAAGCACAUAUGGCAUCACUGUGUCUUAACUAUGUGGUAUAGGGCUGGGGAGCUAGCCCUAAUUAUGACAGACCAGCCAUCCUCUAUAUCAUUAUCAUCAUUUGUGUCUGAAAAGAUACACACAUUGGAAAGCAAGUGUAACAUAUCUUCUUUUAAAUAUUAAAUAAUUAUGACACUUAUAAAAUGUAGCGGUGCUUCACAACUUAAAACUGCAAAUGGGAAAAUUAAAAUUUAUAACCUAAUUUUUCCAACUGAUACAACAGAAAGCAAGCUUUGGCGAUACCUGAAAUGCCCAAUUAUCACAUGAAUUAUACUGGCUGGCUAAACUCGUAUUUAUUUGAAUUUUUAAAAACAACAUUUUUAAAGAAAAACGGCACCACGGUUUUUUUUGGGUUUUUUUUUUUAAGAUUAUGACCUUUAACAACCGAUUCUUGAGAAGUUUCCUGCAUUUCCCUGUUCAAUCUUUCAUCCCAAAAAACAUGUAUUGUUCUCGAGGCGGGGGGGAGAGAAAUGGGGCCUGAAUAAGUAAAGAUUUUAAUCCAAAAAUGUCGGCAUGCAAUAAACGCUUUCUUUUUAACAAGGCGGUGAGCAGAAUAAACUUCGGCGAUCGAGGGGGGCAAAAGAGAAAUCCGGGAGGCGGGGGUGCCCCCGGCAGUGCCUGCGGGGAAGCCACCCCGAAAAGUUGGGGAUUUUCCAGGCCUAAACCACCCUCCGCUCCCCGGCGCCGAGUUGAGCAAGUCUGAGCCCGGAGCGGAAUUUUACCGCCGAGCUGGAACGGAGGAGGCGGCGGCGGCGGCGGCGGCGGCAGGAGCGGCAGCUGCAGCGGGAGGGGCUGGCAGAGACCCGCCGCCCUUGCACUUCAUCUUCCCGUCCCUGGCCCGGUUCCUUCUCCUCCGCCCGCCCGCUCGGCCCGGCCCGGCUCCUGGCCUGAAGAGCAGGCGGCUCAGGCGGCAGCAGCGCCGGCUUCUCCCUUCCGCAUUUCCCUGGGUCUCUCUCGGGCAGUGACGUGACGUGCUGACGGCGGCCCGGCCCGGGGAGCUUGGCCGCUUCCACUCAGCUCCGAGCUCGGCCCCUCCCUCCCCUCCGCUCCCGCCCGCCCCGCCGCUGCGGCUCUACCACCGAGAUCGGCCCAGCUACGCGCAGAAAGGCCGCGCAGAGGCCGCCGCCGCCGCCCCGCCCGGUAAGCAGCACGGGACAGGCCCCAGCUAGGCCCUUACCCCGCGCGGGACCAGGCCUCGGCGCCCGCCGACGUGCAGGCCCCGAGAAGGCCGCAGCUAGGCCGCGGGCCCGGGCUCCGUCCUGCAGGAGUGGGCCGUGAGGCCCUGCUCCGGGGCCUAGGCGGCCGCAGCUCGACUUCCAGGAAGGGAAGAGGCGGCGGGGUGGCGCGAGGCGCGCGGGGAAGAGGUCUGAGGCGCGGGGCUGAGGGAGCGAGCGGGGCCGGGGCCGAGUCGGAGGGAGACUGCAAGGAGGAGACAAGAUGGCGGCGGCAAGGGAGGCUGAGGGAGAGUGCCGGCCGCCAUCUUGAAUGCAUCGCUCCUGGCCCCAGACAGUCCCCAUUACGGGCAGGGCAGGGCGGAGACGGCGCCAGUGGGGGAGGCUCGCCCCUCCCCUCCUUCCCCGUCUUGUGCCCAGUUGUCCUGUUCGGCUGCUCGUGGGCCAGCUCCAGCCCCGCAGCCUCCCGCCCCACCGCCGUAGCUUUUGACGGGCUGGGCGGCUUUUCCAGGCGAUUCCGCUGCCAACGAUGCGGUUAAACGAUGUCCCGUCUCCGCGGGGCACGAGCAGCGCACACAACCGCCCCCAGGCUCCUCUGGAAAGGGGCCCAUGUGCCAGUUGGCGCCAGAGUUUAUUCAAGGGACUCUCUUUUUUUUGGAGGGAGUGUGGGGGAAACCAUAUACAGUAUACAUAAUACUUCAUGUCAGGGAAUAUAGAUGUCUGGCUCUCCAUUCUGGGGAAGACCAACUGGCUUCAUUGUGAAGGGGAUGCGGGGUCGCUUGACAUCUUCCGUGGGGUGUUAACACUUUAGUGGGGUAGAGGUGGCGCAACGCUAGAAACCAAAUUAAAAACGCCACACUAGGCAGGCUUAGUACAUUUUUGCAGUCUUCAGCUCAAGCUCACCCAAUUAAAAAGGAAAAGCAGUUUUCUCUGGGUAACCCACAGUGCAGCCUCUGGGAGUUUCACUCACGUGUUAGGAUGUCAGACAAAGUGCCUCGAGGUGUGGGAUUAGUGGUUUUUGUGUUUCUUAACUAAUAUGUGGAGUAGACAGGUCGGGUUACUGUGAAUCGGGAAGGCCACUGAAAGUUAAUAUAUCUGCUGUGUCUAAAACAAUAAAAAGUAAUUGCCAAAUGAACGUCUGAAAAGCUAAUGGUGAUUGCGUAGAGAACAUCUUUCAGUUUUAGGGACAGUGGGAAAGGGCUACUAACGUACAACUUGCUUUAGGGAGGGAAAAAACAUUAUUUACUAAAGUCUCCUGUGAAGUGUAUACGACACAAUCAGGCAGGGAGAUGAGAUUGUAAAAUGAUUUUCUGGAGUAAAUAUAUAUAUUUCCGUGUGUGUGUAUCCACUUUCUGCAGAGUGAGUAGAAGCAGAAAAUAAUGUGCGUGGUAAUUUCCCUGGAUGUUUGAUAAUAAAUUUCAGCUUAUUUUGGACUCAACAGCAUUUGUGCAAUAAGCAAAUCAAAAGCUUUUAACUGUCCCAAACUUCUGUGAUGUUGAAAUGCAUGUAGAGUAGUUUUGCUUGCGACUAAGGAUGCAGUUCGAAAAACACAGUUUCUGUUUAUUCCUUGCACAUUAGCAUCUCAAUAUUUCAAAUUUUCAUUAUGAAUAAAUCAUGGAUUUACUUAAAAAAGCAACUUAUUGCUCACAAGUAGCAAGAAACUUUUGGUAAUGCUGCUACUCAGCGGCUUUUCAUACCAUUACUAUGACAUACUUCUGCCCCUCCUGUCUGCGUUGGAGACACCAUGUUACAGUGGCUCCACUUCUUCCUGAAUGGUCCAAGAAGGUGGUUUCUGCUCUGCUUCAUGACAUGCAAAAUGCCUCGGGGUUCUAUUUUAUCUCAGUAUUAUCUUCAGUAUUUAGAAGCCAUGGGAGACAGUUGAGAGAAGUCAUUGGGAGGUCUGAGUUGCAAUAUUAACAGUUGUCAUGGACUGGCUGAAUGCAGAGAAGUGGUGGGAGGCACCAGCUGGAAAACCACCCAGGGAAAAAAGGAUCAGAGCCAGGGAACUGGUGGUGGGAUAACGAUGGGUGGUCAGAGGGAGAAGGCUGGGGGGAGGAAGUGUCGGAAGCUGAACAGGUAAGAGGGUUUGGUGAGCAGGAAGAGUGUGGCAGAGUCCAGAACCAGAGGCAGAAGAGGAGGCUGGAGAGGAGGGGGGCCAAGAGGCAGAGAUGAGUCAGGCUGCUGAAGAAGGCAAGGAGUUUCCCCCUCCUGUGGCAAGCUCUCUUUCCCCCUGGUCUCCCAGAACCCAAAGAGGUGUGAAGAGGGAGGAAUAAAGACAGGCAAGGGGAAGAAGUCACAGGUUGCUUGGGAAGGACCCUGGGGGAAGAGAGACUUAGGGAGUUGUGGGAAGGCACCAGCUGCCUCUUGGGGCCAAGACCUACUAGGAAGAGUUACUGUGCUCACUGGGCCUGAGCUGUUUUUGUUUAUUUCAAUAAAGAGUUAACUGACACCUUGUGAGUUAUUGCUGACCUGCUCCCAACUCCUGUCUUGACAUAAAUAUGCAGAUGACAUUCAGCUCAGUCUCUCUUUUCCACCUUUUCAUCCCAAGAAGGCUGACCAGAUAUCGGGAUGCAUAUUGGAAGGGAUGAGAUGGUGGGAGGAAGGCAGAAACCUAAUUCAGAUAAGAGGUUCUGUGGGUUGAGAAGUUGGCUGAUCUCAAUAGAGGUGUGAGACCUGUUCCAAAUAGGGUUGCACUUUUGUUGAAAGAGCAGUUAUGCAGCUUGGGGGUGCUCUUGGAUUCAUUCCUGUCCAGAGAUGCAUAUAUAGUGGCAGUGGCCAGAAGUACCUUCUACCAGCUCAGGAUGAGUCAAACCUGGCCUCAGUUAACCAUGCACUCGUGUCCUCCAAAGUGGACUACUGUAAUGUUGUAUCCAUGGGGGCUGCCUUUGAUGAUGGGUCAGAAAAUUUAGUUGGUGCAAAAUGUGGUAUAUACAUACAGAUAGAGGCCAGAAAGUCUUCUCAUCUAACACUGUUUCUACACCAGCUGCAAUAAUUACCAGUAUGGUUCUGGGCCCAAUUCAAAGUGCUGUGUUUAUCUUUCAGGUUUGCUUAAGGAUUGCCUUUAUCUGUACAGCCCAGCUUGUGCCCUAAAACAGGAUUGGGAAAACUUUGGCUCUCCAAAUGUUGCUGGAUUACAGCACCCAUUAUCCCUGAUUAUUCACCAUGCUUGCCUUGGGGCCAAUAGGCAUUGUAGUUCUGAGGCAUCAGAAGGGCCACAGGUUCCCCACCCUUGUCCCAAGAUCUUUUUCAGAGGUCCUGUUUGUAUGUCUGUCAAUAAGAUAAACUAGGCUGUGGAGCACAAGAAACAAGACCUUCUUGGUGAUGGCCCCACAGUUUUAGUGUACAAUAGUACCUCUGCUUAUGUAACCCUAUCAUUACAUAAACUUCGUGAUGUGUAAGUGGCAAACUCAGAAGUAUUUUAACAGGUUUUUGCUGCACAUACAUGCACAGAAGUGGUCCUCCGGUUGUGAAAACCUCGGGAUCCGGCCGGACCUCCAGAACGGAUCCCAUCCGCAACCAGAGGUACCACUGUAAUUGACCUCUUCCAUAUUUUUUUUUAAUAGUUUUGAAGAAAACCUCAACACUGCCAUUUCUUAAGAUUGUAAAUGAGCAGCUUUCUAAUGUUAAUACAGACCUCUCUAAUAUAUCUCAUAUAGCUUUGUAUCGUUCAUUUUCAUAUAUGUUGCUUUCUGAAAGCCACAAAGAUAUUUUGAAUGAACAAAUACAUACAGUGAAGUAGGAGUGUUUUGCCCUGAAAGCUGUAUUUUCCUGCCCCCACUGGAUAUAGCAAGCAGUGUGUGCAUAUCACUUUGUAGUCUUGGGGCAGGUCCUGAGGAAUUUACUCUUUUCUUGACAAUAUUUUUCCCUCUUGGGAUUCUUUUCAUCCAUGAACUGAGUUCAAUAUGCAUGCCACAUAAAUAUUGGAGCGUCUUCAUUUUUAUUUUAUAGACAUUUCUGACUGAUGAGAGUUAAAGGCCAUGGAUGAAGAUGGGCUUGAGCUACAGCCACAUGACCCACAUGCGUUUUUUGAUCCUACAGGUAUGACAGUCUAAAAUGGAUUUCUCUAAUGCAUGAUGUAGUCUAUUUGGUCUUUACUGAAUGACACCAGACUGGUUUUUUUAUUAUUAUUUUUAAAUUUCUCUACUCCCCUGCCUGAAAGUCUAAAUUCAUUCUGUUCCAUAGUUAACAUGUUUUGAGAAGUACCUUGAUGCUAAAAGAACUACCAACCACCACUAAAAUGCACUAUAUAAUCUUUUAAGUAUUUAUGUACUAAUAUUGUUGUUUACCAUUUCUCUAGAAUAAGACAAUAACAAUAAUUAUUUUCUUUGGAUACCAAGUAUAACGCGGGUUGCUUAGGAGCUUGUUACAGAAUGGGAAGACUGAGAUAGUUGACAACUGGGUUAGCGCUUCCUAACCUUUACAUACAUUUUCAGUUCUCUGUUCUUUUUAUCAGUUUUAACAUCUUCCUAUACUUUCCACAAAGUCCUACCCACCUGACACUUUUUCUCAGUGAAUUCUAGGUCAUUCCAACCUUCUGUGAUUUUGAAGGCACAAUAAGACCAGCAGGAGCUAACAAGAAGCUUGUAACUUUAUAACCAUAUGGAAUGUGUCACAUAGGGAAUAAUCCAAGAACUUGCAUACGAUGUGUGGGGAAAGAAGUCAUAAAUAGAUCUCAUUUUCAUGAAACCUGAAACUAUACUGUCACCGUAACCUUGAUUAUUUUUAUGUAUUUCAGGAACUGAUGGAACGCAUUUGAAUGGAAAUGAGAUUGUUGUUGAAAUACAGGAAACAGUCUAUGUCUCAGAUGUGGAGGAUUCUGACAUAACAGUUCAUAACUUUGUCCCAGAGGAUCCUGAUUCUGUAGUAAUCCAGGAUGUAAUUGAGGACGUUGUUAUAGAAGAUGUUGAGUGUCCAGAUAUCAUGGAAGAUACUGAUGUAUCUCAAACUGUUAUUAUGCCUGAACCAGUGCUGGACACUGAUGUCACUGAGGAAGUGUCUUUAGCACACUGCACUGUUCCAGAAGAUGUUUUAUCCUCUGAGAUCACAGCUUCAGCAAUGUCGAUACCUGAGCAUGUUCUCACAAGUGCAUCAAUGCACGUACCUGAUGUUGGACAAUUGGAACAUGUUGUUCAUGAUCAUAGUAAUGUUGUAGAAGCAGAAAUUGCCACAGGUUCUCUGGGAGAAGAUGUAGUUUCUGAAGUUUUGAUAGCAGAUUGUGCCUCUGAAGCUGUAAUUGAUGCCAGUGGAAUACCUGUGGAACAUGAUAAUGAUAAUGACAAGGGCAACUGUGAAGACUACCUUAUGAUUUCCUGUAAGUGUCUGGGUGAAGUAUUUCAAAAGCCACAAAUUUAUUUACAAAUUCCUUAAUCCAGAGUACUUCUGUUGCUUCACUUUUAAUCCCUUGGACUUCUGUGGUGUUAAUCUAUGCUAAGUACACUUGUAGUAAUUUAAGUAGCUGCUGGUGAGUUGGGGAGGGGUGGAGAGAAGAUGGCAACCAUCAUAUUGCUCAGUGGUUGUGAGUCUUGAUUUGAUUGCUCUCCACCACCACUUUGUCAAGAGGAACCGAGGAUGAGCUGGACGAGAAGAGUAUGCAGGGUUUAGGAUGGUUGCUGUAACAUGAACUGACCCUGUAUGUUAUGUCAGCACAGCACUAUACCUUGGUAAUACUAUGCUGACAAAUGGCAUUCAUUUGUCAAAUGCAACAUAGCAGCAAUGCACAAAGUCAUUUGAAGGCAUAGCACUAGGCAGAGAAAGCAUGUGGUGGGAAUUGUUUGGGGAGAACUCUCAUAAUUGUCAGGCUAUUUAGCUAGCAUGAUUCCACCAAUGUAAUGCUGUAUGAUGCAUAGUAGAAUUUUUAGAACUUUCUAGAAGCAUAGUAGGAUGGGUGAGUUUGUUUAUAGCCUAGGCACAGGAUAUCAAUAAAGUGCACUAGCAUAGCUAUGCAUAGCUAUAAGAUGCAACCUUCUGUUACUCAGCUAUUACCUCUUAUAAAGAUAAUAGAUCCCACCUCUGUAUUCUCAUAUAUCAAUGUUCUAAAUUCUUAGUCUGUUUUAAAACUAUAUAUACUUGUUCUUCUCUUCAAACAAAAUAUAAAUCCACACCCUUUAUAAUUUGAUGAGAAUGCUUAUACAAUAAUUAUGCCAAGUGAAAGUUUCCCUAUUACCUCAUUCUUUGCUUUCAGCCUCCCAAACAAGCUCUACCAGUUUUUAAGUCAUGAGUUUGAUUCCUAAUUUGGUGUUGCCUUGGCCAGUCUAUAGCAGUUUAUCAGGCAAAAUGAAAACAUGCUUCUAAAUUCAAAUCUCCACUUUUUACAUAAUUCAUGUAUCUGUUUAAUGUGCCAUGUGGCAAACUGUAGAAGGAGUGUUCUGAGGCUUCGGCAGUGGUUCUCAAACUCACAAUGUCUCCAUUCCGUUCCCAGUAAAGUUGCAACCUAGUAUUGGCAAAAACAAAAGAUGUAGCAAGCAGGGUGGAAUGGAAAUUGAUGAGACAGGCUGUAUGAGCUUGCCUUGCACAGAAUUCCAUUUCAGCUGUUGUGGCACAAAUAGAGGUGUGCACUACCUCAUAUAUACAUCUAGGUAGAAUUGUGCUGUGCUGCAUCACCAUCAGCAUUUUCACUGUGUUGAUAGAUCAUGAGAGCACAAUUUAGUUAUUCAUUUUAUUUCAUGAAAAUUAUAUACUGUUUGAUUGUAGCAAAAACCUCAAAUCAGUUUUUUUCUAUUUAUAAUCACCCCGCUUUCCUCAAGGCAAUUACAGAUUUAAUUGUUUCGCAUUUGGCUAUUACUAAGGCAAACUACAAAGAAACUCGCAUUUUACUUUUAACACGGCUAUUAUGUGACUUUGGCAUGUGGGAUCCUCCAGCCCCCAGGCCUAAUUAGGCUCACCAGGCUUCUCCAUUUGACUUGCAAGACCAGUUUGGACAAGCCACAGUCACCUACCCUACUCCUGAUUUUAUCGGGUGUGGGGCAGAUGAAGGCACAAGCCAAAAGGGCUUUGCAUGCACCAUUGAUCAGCCGAUGUGUAAAGAGGGGCUUGCAAGCACCCACAGUCAGCUGACUGGUGGGUCUUGCGAAGCCCAGUGUAUAGUGCUCACAAAGUUCUGGCAAUCAGGUUGUUGGGGCUUUUGAGUACUGUGCACAGAAGUCUGCAGAAUUCCCACAGUAAGCUGGUUGGUGGGUCUAGUCCAUAAACUGCAGUCAGUCAGCUGGUUGUCAGGUCUUGUGAAGCCCAGUGGACGUGACUGAGCCAGCUAAGGAUCCAACUCAAGUAUGAGAACUUUUAUGAAAUGCUUGGUUCACCAGGGGUGGAAGAGAUAAUGAUCCAGCCCAGCAGCCUAUUCCAGUUCCCCACUCCGUGUUGCUUCCCCGAUUUAUUACCAUUUUUCAAGUUUGGUCACAGUUAUUAGUUAAUUAAGAGAAAUAGGCAGUGCGGGAGAGCAUUUUGAAUUUAUCUUCUUAACAUAUCUCACUAGUUUUCAUGUAACUAGAAUAAUAAAUUAUAUAAACAUUUCUUUCACUGUCAUUUAUAGUUUUACUGCAUUUAAAAAUAUUUCUACAAUUGAAAUGAUAAAUUUUUGUCUUACUGCAAUCAGUUUAUGUUGGAUUGACCAUUUUAUUGUUUUUUUUCUGUAGUGGAUGAUGCUGUCAAGGCAGAAACUGAUUCUGUUGACCUGACAAGAAAAACUGUGUCAGAAAAUGAUCCCUGUAAAAUGGAUGGCAUUUGCCCAGAAGUCAUCAAGGUGUAUAUUUUCAAAGCUGAUCCAGGGGAAGAUGACUUAGGUACAGCAUUCUAUUUUAUUUUAUUUUAAAACUUAAUCUAAACAUCAGUAAUUGGAGGUCGAAGGACAAAAGCUGUGCUCUUGAGAGCUAUCAUAAGACUCCUCCUUUCCCUCUAGUUGCCAAACUAGAAAUAAAAAUGGUGGAGAAUCUGGCCUUUCUGACAUGUUGGCUGGUAGCAAUAGAAAGUGGAAGUUAAGGUUUAGGCCCACUAUCCCUUGUUCUUCUCAACAUAUCUCCAGGAAAUUAGUUGCUGAGUCUUAACCUUUCAUAGUAUCUCCUUUUAUUUGACUCGGGCUUCUUUCAGAUGUUGUGUGGGGAAAGUGUAGAUUAUUUUUUAUUGCUUAUAUUUAAACCAUAAUUUAGUAGAAACAUGCUUUUACAAAAUACUUUGACCAACUUUUCCCCCCCACCCCACCCAGGAGGCACAGUAGAUAUUGUGGAAAGUGAAUCUGAAAAUGACAAUGGAGACACAUUAAUGAAUCAAAAUAGCAGUGUUCGCAUUCCAAGGGAAAAAAUGGUUUAUAUGACAGUAAAUGAUUCCCAGCAUGAAGAUGAAGAUUUAAGUAAGUAUUUGGCCUUUAUUUAGGGUUAAGAAUUUGUUUAAAAUGACACAAAAUUUGUAUUAUAUUGUUUUUUCUUCUCUUAGAUGUUGCAGAAAUUGCUGAUGAGGUAUAUAUGGAGGUAAUUGUAGGAGAGGAAGACGCAGCAGCUGUUCACGAACAGCAAAUUGAUGAGAAUGAUAUUAAAAGCUUUAUGCCGAUAGCUUGGGCAGCAGCUUAUGGUAUGUUGUAAAUCAAAAGACACUUCCCUGUAGUGUUAGCUCAUGCCAAAUGAAAUUGGCUCCCACUCCUAUUUUGUGCAAACAAGCAGCCACAUGGUGGCUGCUGGGUCGUGAGCAGUUUAUGGGUAAUGUUUGCUUUUGGCAUCUUUUUAUUAUCCAACAAUGUUGGUUUGUGAUAGGGUGAUGAAAUCCAUAGUAUGAGUCACGAACAAGUGUGGCAAGAGGCUCACUGUGUGGAGCAGCAUUCAAAGGUUUCUAUUUGAAUGUGAAUCUGACUUCAUUCAGUGCCCAGGUUGACUGCAAAAAGGCACAGAACAACCAUUUACUAACUUAAUAUUUUAUUACCAUGUAUAGAUUCCGUAUUUUGAAUAUUCCUUAGAGUGCUGAUGAUAUGUAACAUUCAAUCCUCCAUUAGGUAAUAACACAGAUGCAGUUGAAAACCGAAAUGGAACAGCUAGUGCUCUCUUGCACAUAGAUGAGUCUGCUGGUCUUGGAAGGCUAGCAAAACAAAAACCAAAGAAAAGGAGGAGGUUGGAAUCCAGACAAUAUCAAACAGGUAAGUACCCAGCGACUCUAGUGACUAUGAUGAUUGCCUGUCAAGAGAAAGAGAAUAGAAAUGCAUUUUCUGUGAGCAUUUUAAAGGUUUUAAAAGCACUACCAUGUAGAUGCAUUCUUUUUGUGGUUUUCUACUUUAACAAUAUCACAAGCACACAAAUUUAGAACUGUUAACAGAAAGAACGAAUAAAUUCCUUGAAAAGUCAGGUUUCGGCAGAAAAUUAUUCAUAGACACACCGUGUAUACCUAUUGAUGUAAAUCGCCAAGUAAAGGUAAAGGGACCCCUGACCGUUAGGUCCAGUCACGGAUGACUCUGGGGUUGCGGCGCUCAUUUUGCUUUACUGGCCGAGGGAGCCGGCAUACAGCUUCCGCGUCAUGUGGCCAGCAUGACUAAGCUGCUUCUGGCGAACAAGAGCAGGGCACGGAAACGCCGUUUACCUUCACAUGGACACAAGACUCGUUGGGAAACAUCACCCAGUUCAAAAUAUCAAAGUCAGGAGGCAUCUCUCACCCAAACAGAGUGUCCCCCUGGAAGUAUUCAAACACUGGAUUUCUUUUAAGAAAGGGUGAAGCGGGAAUGACAGGGGAAAUACCAGCAUCAAGAAACCACAAAAACAUGUUGAAUUUAUCAGUCACUACUCACUGUGAGCUCUGCACGCCAAGCACUUCCCACAGGAAAGGCUGUUCUCAGUGCCAAGAUAUGAAUAAAAUAGCCGUACCUAUUUAUCUACUUGCACUUUGAUGUGCUUUCGAACUGCUAGGUUGGCAGGAGCAGGGACCGAGCAAUGGGAGCUCACCCCAUUGCGGGGAUUUGAACCGCCGACCUUCUGAUCAGCAAGCCCUACGCCCUGUGGUUUAACCCACAGCGCCACCUAUAGCCCAAACAGCACUAUUCACACACAAAAGGGAGAUACCAGUAGGUUUUGGGAACCCUGAAGUUUGUAAAACUAUCCCCCCCCCCAAAAAAAACCCCAAACCUUUAAGGGGGGGAAAGCUUGAGUGGGCCAGAGCCAAAAACAUUGCAGUGAGAACUGAACUGGAAUGCUAACUAAUUUUUGGUGGUGGAGUGCAGGGUGAACUGGAGUAUCCUGGAAGACAACUUGGUUGGUUGGAACCUCAAAGGAGAGUUACCUGCACUCACUUAAUUAUAGUGGGAGAUUAUGUAGAUUGCAUACGUAGCUAUGCUCUGUACAUUACUUCAAUAUAGAGUACCUUUUACCAAAAAAUUGUUCAGUUUCUGGCAUUUUGUUUUGGGGCGGGGAUGAGGGUUAGACAAAAAGUUUGUAAUUUUUAGAAACAUCUCUAAUGGACUCAAUGUAAUAAAUUACAUCAAUUUAUAAAUUACUUACAAAUCCUCAAGAUGUGACUCACUUCAUUGUAAAGACGGGUUAACACAAGUGUUUUUGUCUUUAAGAAUGCACAAGUCCCUAGUAACCAAAAUGCAAAGAAAAUGAAAUUGCACUAAGAUAGAGCACGUGGACUCACUGAGGAAGGCAGCAGUUAAAGUAAACCCUACCCAACACCUCCUAUGAAGUCGUACUGAUGCAAACAUAUCCCCAGCGUUUUUAGGGAGAAAAGAAGUUGUUAGAUACAUUAUUCUCUUGCAACUACUGCCAAUGACUGAUGCAUAAAAUGUGAGAGGAUAUAUGCAUCUCUUGUGCUCCUAUUGGAAGCAUAGGCAUAGCAGCUAUAAGCACUGCCGUCCUGGCAGCCCCAACAGUUACGUAAUACGCAUGCAUGGAGGGGAGGGAUUACUAUAGCAGUUCUGCCCUUUUGGCAUAGCUCCGGUGGUGGAAGCAUGGUUGUUGUUGUUGUUGUUGUUGUUGUUGUUGUUGUAUGCCACCAUUCAAAGAUCACAGGAUGGUUCACAACAUAAAAAUACAAAAUGAAAAUACAUAAUAAAACAUUUCAUCAAGCUCCAUGUAUUCUUUGUCUGGAUUGACUUGCUUCUCAUAUUUGUUUUGAUUGCACAAUGAUUAUAUAUAAUUCUUAUCUUAUGCUACCUGUUUGCAACUGUUAUUUUGGAUUAUAGUUAAUAUUAACAUUUCUAGUAGCUUACUCACUUAUCUGAGCCAUACAAAGCAACAGAGAACAAAUAGUUGCCUUCAGUUUUAAAAUUAGAAAUUCCUGUACUGGUGGACUCUUUUGGAAACAGUUGUCCUCAAACCUGACAAACCUGAUUCAUCCACUGCAAAGACUCCUAUUAUUACAAGGCACCUUUAAGAGAUCUUGGGUUCUGCAGUUACUGACAUGUCAAGGUAUUCCUUUAUGCAGGUUUAAUUUGCGUAAUUAAAGGAUGUGUUAGCACUUGACAUUGCUACCAAAUACUGAAGUGCUGCAAGUCUUCCCCCAUUUGUGUUGAAUGAUUUUGCUUUAGUUCUGACACAUUAUUGUGGCUAAUUUAAUUUAACAGAGGUAAUAUUGCCAGCCAAUAUUUAAAUCCUAUGGAUUUCAGUGAGUGGGACGGCAAUCCUUUACCUACUUAUCUGGGAAUAUGCCUUGUUAACUCAGUCAGACAUAUAUAGGAUUGCACUAAUAAGUAUGUGUUUGACUGUCACUAAAAUGAAUAAGAUUUUGAAGUGCAUAACUUCAACUUACAUAGCUGUUAAUACACAUAUCAGCAUAUUUCUUUUCUGUUUAAGGAGUGCCAUUUUCAUGAUCUGGGUUUUGCUUUUAUUUUACAGCAAUAAUAAUUGGGCCCGAUGGCCAUCCUUUGACAGUCUACCCCUGUAUGAUUUGUGGGAAGAAGUUUAAAUCUAGAGGCUUCCUGAAAAGGCACAUGAAAAACCACCCUGAGCACCUUCUUGCUAAGAAAAAAUAUCGAUGUACUGAUUGCGAUUACACUACAAAUAAAAAGUUAAGUUUGCAUAACCAUCUAGAGAGCCACAAGCUUACUACCAAGACCGAGAAGCUAAUUGAAUGUGACGAAUGUGGGAAAAGUUUCUCUCAUGCAGGGGCUUUGUUUACACACAAGAUGGUGCACAGGGACAAGGCAGCAAACAAAAUGCACAAGUGCAAAUUCUGCGAGUAUGAGACAGCAGAGCAGGGAUUACUGAAUCGUCACCUUCUGGCUGUGCACAGCAAGAACUUUCCACACAUUUGUGUGGAAUGUGGCAAAGGAUUUCGGCAUCCGUCAGAGCUCAAGAAACACAUGCGAAUCCACACCGGUGAAAAGCCCUACCAGUGCCAAUAUUGUGAGUAUAGAUCGGCUGACUCUUCCAACCUGAAAACUCACGUAAAGACUAGACACAGUAAGGAAAUGCCCUUCAAAUGUGACAUUUGUUUUCAGAUAUUUUCAGAUACCAAAGAGCUGCAACAGCACAUCAUUAUGCAUCAAGAAAGCAAAACACAUCAGUGUCUGCACUGUGACCACAAAAGUUCAAACUCGAGUGAUUUAAAGCGACACAUAAUUUCCGUUCACACAAAGGAUUACCCCCAUAAGUGUGACAUGUGUGACAAAGGCUUUCACAGGCCCUCAGAACUGAAAAAACAUGUUGCAGUGCACAAAGGUAAAAAAUUGCACCAGUGUAGACAUUGUGACUUUAAGAUUGCAGAUCCGUUUGUUCUAAGUCGCCAUAUUCUCUCAGUUCACACAAAGGAUCUUCCGUUCAGGUGCAAGAGAUGUAAGAAGGGCUUCAAGCUGCAAAUGGAACUCAAAAAACACAUGAAAACACACAGUGGUAGAAAAGUUUAUCAGUGUGAGUUCUGUGAGUAUAGCACUACAGAUGCCUCAGGUUUCAAACGGCAUGUUAUUUCCAUUCAUACAAAAGACUACCCUCACCGUUGUGAGUUCUGCAAAAAAGGCUUCAGAAGACCUUCAGAGAAGAACCAGCACAUUAUGCGGCAUCAUAAAGACAUUGGGCUUCCGUGAGGACUCCUUAUUCUAUGAAAUUUAGAAGGGUGUGUGUAAAAGAUUCGCUUUCUAGGCAGUCAUUGUAUUAUAAAGCAGAUCACACAAACAAACUAGCGUGCAUUUGAUUUAGUGCUGUAUACAGAUAGGAUUAUUGCUUCUAGUUGACUUUUAUACAUUUUGUUCAUUAGUGUGUUCUGAAUUCUCUUCCGUUUAAUAAAUGAGGAAGGAUAGCAACAAUAAAGUUGCAUUUAAUAAAGUAAACCCUGUCUCAAAAUGAAUUUUUCAACCACAUUUGUUCUCUGAAAUAUUUACCUUACUGACAUGGUUCAUAUUCAGUGACCAUAUUAACAGUUUUGUCAUGAGUUAAAGAUAUAUUUUUAAUUUGCUCUUAAUAAAGCAGUCAUAAAGAGAUUGUAUAAAAUAAACUGGAGGAAAUUAAUGUAAGAAGAUAACAUUGUACCAUAGGACCCACUUAUUGUUUCAUCUGAUAUUUAAAAAUUUGUGACACAAUCUUCAUUUGAGUAGUUACUCAUUACAAUUCUCCAUCAUUUGGAUUUCUUUUUACAUAAUGUUUAAUUCUUCCAUGAUAAGUAAUAGUUGGUUGCUGGGAGCAUUUAUUUUCAGGAAGUGUGAAUUUAUAACUUCAGGCAUUUGUUCAUACAUAUUAACUAUGUGCUUCUCUUUGGGUUCUGUAUUACAAAUGCAUUUGUGUUUUGAAACUUAUUGCUGACUCAUAGUGCAUAUGGAUACAUUUGUUUCAGUUGUUGGCAGGAUCUAUUGACAGUUGUUAAGGUUACCCCAAAUUAAAAAUCAUUUUUGUUACACGACUCCAUGAAAUAUUUGGUCCAAUCAUAUUUUUAACUAUCCACCAGCAGCCUUGGACAGCUUUUCAAAGAGUAUAAACUGUAUAAAGGGAGCACAUUAGAUGGAGCAAUAAAGAAUAGGAACAGAUGCUAUCUUCAUGAAGAACUUGUUUUCCAGCAACUUUUUGUAUAUUUUCUCUAUUACUCUCUUAGGAACACAGGGUGAUAUCCAAUGUUUCUCCCUCAGCUGAUGGAAGGAGUCGAUGUCAGUAGGCAAACAAGGCAGUUUUCAUUGAUUCCUCCUCCCCAGUGCAGCCCCUCCAAAAUCUACUGUGGAGAGUCCUCAGUACAGAGAGGAGCACAGAGAGCUACAAGGAGGAGUAAUUGUCUCCUUCCCCCUGUAAAACAUUAGAUGUCACAGCUUUUCUUAAAGAAUCGUUUCAGUAACAAGCAUGUAGUGGUCCUUCAAAUCAGUUUAUUAAGUAGUAAUUGUCUAGAGUUUGUCUAGUUCUUCCUUAUCUGUUUAUACCCUUCUGGAUAGAUGUUGCAAUGAUCACCUGUGCUCUGAAAGCUAAGGCUGCCACAACCUGCUUCCCGGCAAACAAUGUACUCUUAUGAAUUUGCAAAGUGCAGUAAAACAGGGUGGGGUGGGAACUCCAAAGUAUGCUGUAAGGGAUGACAUCUUAGUGAACGUACAUAGUCUGGUGUGUUUGGCUUGUUGGCUUCUUCAACCCCUUCCCUUCUGUUUUGGUCCCAAAAGUACACUGGUCAAAUAUAAUGAGAUGAGACGCAAGUUCCAAAUGAACAGUUUUUGCUCUAUGCUUCCUUCGCCUCUCAUCAGAAACACAAUAUCCCUAUGGUAUGUGGCCAGAAAAUACAAUGUCUGUACAUUUCUUCAAAUAAAUACCUCAGUAUUCCUGGGUUGAUUGGUUUUGCUUAAUGGAAACAAGAAUUACUUGAGACAGCCAUAUGUAAACAAAAACACUUGAUGUGCUAACAUAAAACAUUUUGUUUUAUACAAACCUAAGUGUGUCAGAUUUAUGUGCAGCUGUGUUUGUUUCUGACCUUUUGUGUUUGGAUUGUUGCAUGUUCACCAAACUCCUGGAAUAGAUAGUGGGGACCUCUAGUAAUCAGGUGCACUCAUGACUUCAGCUCCAAGAUGCACAUGGCCAUUUCUUUAUCUUUUAAUAGAUUUAAGCAGCGCCUGUAGAAUCCUGUAAAAGAUUCGUGGUGGUUUCUUCACUGUGGGAUUAUGGCCUGAAAGCCUGGUCCUAAAAGCACUUGUACUCAUUGAUUCAGUGGAAACUUAGGUGCCUCAAUUUUCAUUGAAGUCCUGCCCAGAUAUCCAAAUAAUUUACAAAAGUUAUUUUCAAGCCUGUUAAAAAGUUAUUAAACCUCAAAUUCUCAGUCUGCUGCUGAAAAGUAUUAUCCAUAUUGAAAAACUCUCUUCUUGGACAAUUACUCAAAUUGAGAACAAAAAAGUGACCCACUUCCUAUUUUUUUAACAUCAUCUGGAAUCGUAAAUACUUGUUUUGAAGCAUAAUUUUGGAAAUGUACGCAAUUAAGAGUUUAGUGAAGUGGAUUUUGUACAAUGUAUCUGUAAAAAGAGCAAAUCAAAACUAGUUAUUGUUAAUGUAAUAAUAGUUACAGGCUAGUUUUAUUUGAUUAGCGAAUGCUAUAAAAUUGAUGUUUCAGUUCCAUGUUUUAAAUGGUACAUUAAAAAAAAAAACAACUGAGAACAUAAUAUAAAUAAUUGUUCUGUAAAAAUGCUUGUUAAAUACUAUAUGUCCCUCCCUGUGUACACUUUGUAAAAAAAGAAAAAGAAAAGAAAUAGAGUCCUAUAUAGGGAUGUGUAACGUUGUAUUGUGUACUUGAUGAUAAUGUGAAAAAAAUAAAAAUCAGACUAUUUUCCUGUUAA